Colletotrichum gloeosporioides is the source of this 174-nucleotide messenger RNA. RefSeq lists its product as uncharacterized. Lineage: Eukaryota; Fungi; Ascomycota; Sordariomycetes; Glomerellales; Glomerellaceae. The coding region runs from base 1 to 174 and encodes 57 amino acids. The transcript has a single exon. The record is from RefSeq and is a predicted model, not a curated record.
AUGACCCGAUUCACUUUGACUUGGAAAGUCAAUCUCUAUGGAAUUGCGCCGACUUUGAGGCCUUAUCCUAUACGUGGGCAGACGCGACAGGAGAUAAUCGUCGAUGUCAGAAGAUUUACACGGGACGUUGGUGGGACGAAUAUCUCAUCACAAAGAACUGUGAAGCAGCUUUGA